Messenger RNA from Pantherophis guttatus, 1296 nucleotides. RefSeq names its product centromere protein S (gene CENPS). Gene Ontology annotation, biological process: replication fork processing; resolution of meiotic recombination intermediates. Lineage: Eukaryota; Metazoa; Chordata; Lepidosauria; Squamata; Colubridae. Gene Ontology annotation, cellular component: FANCM-MHF complex. The record is from RefSeq and is a predicted model, not a curated record. Gene Ontology annotation, molecular function: chromatin binding; protein heterodimerization activity.
CGCCCCUGAGCAUAUGCAGAGGGCGGGCACGGCUAAAAUUCUGAAUCCUCCGCCUGCGGCCUGUUUUCUCUUUCUUCUCCUUUAUUGUUUAAUGCGACGGGCGGCCGUGAGGGAAUUUGGCGGUUAUGAGAGGUUGAAAGCGGCUUUUCAUUACACUGUUGCCUGUCUGUGCCAGGAAGUUGCUGAAGAUAAAAACAUUCAGUUUAGCAGACAGACCAUUGCAGCUAUUUCCGAGAUCACCUUUAGACAAUGCGAAUUUUUUGCAAAGGACCUUGAAAUGUUUGCCAAGCACGGAAAACGGAGUACAGUUAAUGUUGAAGAUGUGAAACUUUUGGCUCGAAGGAGCAACUCCUUGUUGAAGUAUAUUACUCAGAAGAGUGAUGAGCUUUCUUUGAAUAACCUGGAACAAAAAGAGAGAAAAAAAAAGAAAUCAGCUGCUAAGAAAGGAGGAAGAAAUUCGAAUGAGCUUGAAGAACCUGUGGCAAUCGAGAAUGAAGAUUCCAACAUGGCGUAAAACUCACUUUUGCUGAGGUCAAGAUGGGGAUUUCUCAUGUUCAUUAUGGACCCAGAUCUUCAGUGUCAUAUUGCCUAGAUUACAAUUCUACUUUUUAAAAAAUUUAAAUAAGCACAGUGUAUUUGGAAAAUAAAAGCAAUAAACAUUGGGAAAAGAAAAAUAUACCUGAAUGGGGAAGUUGGAUGAUUGCCGGGAGUGAGUUAUUUAAGAUGAGAAAGAUCCACCUGAAGAAUGAUGAUUGUAUACCUUAUAAAGAGCAAAAGGCGCAUUUAGUUCUCACUGGACAAAAUGUUUGGAAAUCUUAAGAGCAGAUCUUCAGGGCUUUACACUGUACUAAUUUUCCUACGAAGAAAAGUUGGCGGCUAGAAAUUGGACACGUAAUAUCAUCUAUAAGCAGUAAAGCUACAGGCACUGGAGAAAAAUAAGGAAAAAAUACGUAUCUUGUGAUCUUUCCUGCGUUCGCACAGGAAUAGUUCCUGUCCCUUCUUGAAAAUACUUUAGACAUAUUUUUACAUUCAAAUUGUCCUGGAUCAUCCUAAAUAUUUAGUUCAGCGUUGAAAAGCUCAGUUAUUUUGUUCCUCAGCACUAAUACUUGAUUUUUCAUACCAUACUAAGGCACAGUUCUUAAACUGGAUUCUAUUCUAUGACUAUCAUUAAGUGUUGUACCUUAUGAUUCUUGAUGAACGUAUCUUGUCUUUUUAUGUACACUGAGAGCAUACGGACCAAACACAAAUUCCUUCUGUGUCCAAUCAUACUUGGCCAAUAAAGAAUUCUAAUUCUUA